This is a messenger RNA of Terrapene triunguis (Three-toed box turtle), 2146 nucleotides long. It is a transcript of the gene IRF7, whose product is annotated as interferon regulatory factor 7. The transcript is spliced from 12 exons. The coding region runs from base 144 to 2024 and encodes 626 amino acids. Gene Ontology annotation, biological process: regulation of transcription by RNA polymerase II; immune system process. The record is from RefSeq and is a predicted model, not a curated record. NCBI's taxonomy places the organism in Eukaryota, Metazoa, Chordata, Testudines, Emydidae. Gene Ontology annotation, molecular function: RNA polymerase II cis-regulatory region sequence-specific DNA binding; protein binding; DNA-binding transcription factor activity, RNA polymerase II-specific. Gene Ontology annotation, cellular component: nucleus.
CACAAAAUCCCUGGUAACAUCCUCUGGUAACAGCAAAGGUCCUGCUUGGAGGUUUCCAAUUCAUCCACAAGAAUUCCGUUUGGUAGCAAAGGAGUGAACUCCCCAAUCCUUCCUUCCGCAAUUAACCCGCAACUGGCUGCGUGAUGGCUGCAUCCGAGAGCGAGGGGGGUUCUCAAAAAUUACGGUUUGGCUGGUGGCUGAUUAAGCAGAUCAACAGCGAAAACUACGAGGGGCUCCGCUGGGUAGACAAGGACCACACUCAGUUUCGCAUCCCCUGGAAACACACUUCCAGGAAGGAUAUCAACCCUAACGAUUACAAGAUUUUCAAGGCCUGGGCCAUAACCAGCGGAAAGUACAACGAAAAGCUGAAAGAUCUAGCCAAGUGGAAAACGAACUUCCGCUGUGCCCUGAGAAGCACAAACAUGUUCCUGAUGGUGCAGGAUAACUCAAAGACCUCUGAGGACCCUCACAAAGUGUAUCAAAUCAACAGCCCAAGCCCCGAUGCUGUGGCAGCUGCUAAUGCCCCGACUACUAAAAACAAUAACCUGCGUUCCAGUAAAGAAGACAUCAGCCCCCAUUCUGAAGAAGCCCCUAAUCUGCACCACCAUAUGCCACAGCAACUGCAGCCGCAGAUAGAAUUAGAUUUGGAGAUGUUGUCGCUGGAAAACCCUCCCCAAGAGAUGGAUAGCGUGCAGAACGAAAGGCCAGUCUACGACCCUGGCAGGAAUCCUCCCCAGGACUACACCAUCAAUAAUUCGGCCCCAAAUGGCUACCAGUGCAGCCCCGACACACUCCACUGGAUUCUGCAACAGUGCAACUUAACCCAGAAUGGCUGCAGCCCACAGCAGCUGCCGUGGGCUCUGGAUGGAGGUUUAGAUCACGGUUCAGGCUAUCCAAACCAACAUAUUGGCCAAAAUAGCUACCCACAGCAGGGGAGCGGCGUGGCAAAUGGACCAGUGGAGAACUAUCACCAAUCAGUUGGCCAGUGGGUGACCCAAACUAUGGCAGAGACCCAAACCAUGCAAAAUGCUUAUGGCCCUUCUGCUGCCUCACUUCUACAGCAGCCCCUCCCAUCCAGCACAGUUCCUGCCACGAGUCAGCUUCUUAAUAACGCAGCGGAAGCCCUGUUUGAGGGGAGACCUUACCUCAAUAACCAUGCGGGUGUUCAAAGCACUUUCCUGAGUGAAGCGCCUGCAGGAAACGCAGUGAUCUAUCCAACACUGAAUGGCCCGGAAGAGAACAGUUAUCACCAGCUGGCAAAUCAGUGGGCAGCCCCAGCAGUGGUGGAGCAGAAUGGGUUCACCCAGCCUGCUGCCCCUCUCCCAGAGCAGCAUCCUCCUCCCCACACAGCGCCAUCGCGGAACAAUACAGAAACCAUUCCUCCCAAUAUGGACGUCACCAUCUAUUACCGAGGGAAGCCACUCCACGAGGUGCAGGUGGCCACCAGCAGCUUCCUGUUCACGUACAAUACCGAAGACCCCACCGUUGUCCCGGGCUGUGCGCAGGUGGUCCAAUUCCCAAGCCCAGAUGAGCUGCCUGACCAGAAGCAGGUUCAGUUCACCAGGCAGCUGCUCCUGAACACAGGGCUGCUGCUGGAGCAGAAGCACAAGAAGAUCUAUGCCAAGCGCCUGAAUAAAUGCAAGGUCUUCUGGGCCCUCUCCAGGCAACUGGUGAACAUGGCUCAGAACCCUGAGCCCAAGCUGCUGCCACGUGGCACAGAGACGGAGAUCUUCGACUAUGAGGUGUUCUCAAAGGAGCUGAAGGAUUUUAAGGAACAUCAAAGGGCUACAUCUCCCGACUUCACUAUCUACCUUUGCUUUGGGCAGUGCUUCUCCAAAUCCAAGCCCAAGGAGACCAUGUUAAUCCUGGUGAAGCUGGUGCCUAAGUUCUGUGAGUAUUUCCACGACAUGGUGCUGCGGGAGGGAGCCUCGUCCCUGAACAGCGGGAACGUGAGCCUCCAGCUGUCCAGCUGCUUCAACAGCUUGUAUGACCUCAUUGAGCAGUUCAACAUGCAGAUUGACUGAACCUUCUCCCCUCCCUAGGACCCGAUCUGCAUGUGCAUUGGCCAGUCCUUGCCUAGGUCUCUGCCUGACUGGCCUGCCUUUGAAAACACUUUUGCCUUUCCCUCACCCACUUGCAUUACUUU